UUAGUGACUCAUGAUCUAUGAAAGAGGCGUGGAAACCUGUCUACCCACUCUCUCUCUCUCUCUCUCUCUCUCUCUUUCUUGGUCCUUCUCUGUCAUUCAUACCCACAGCAAGUUCACAGCACAGCAGAGCCAAUAUUCAAAAGUCACCUAGGAACUUUCUCUGUUUACUUUCUUUCUUUGUUUUUAUAUUCACAAAGACUCUCAUUCAGGUGGAACCGGGAGCUUUUUUUUUUUUUUUUUUUGUCUGUGAAGCAGUAAAGAGGAACAGGGUCUGAUUACGUUCCUGUGAGAGACUCUUGAAGACUCAUCUUCUCAGCAGUUUUCUUUCUGUCUACUCUUCUUGUUUAGUCCCACACGUCUUACUUUGCUUCAAUACUUUGUUGUGAGGGAGAAUGUCAAGGACCCACUAUGGCGCUUGUGUUGUUUUAUGGAUUUUUUCCUUAGUGGCGUGUAAGGUUCCAGAGGUUCGUGUGACCUGCAUCUUCUCUAAGGACUGUAUUCUUCCCUGUUCUUUCACGCCCACUAAUGGUGAUGUGAAGAUCCAGUGGUUCCAGCAGGAGGCGCUCAUAUUCAGUUUACAGCCGCCGGGACAGAGGUUCAACCAUGGCAACAUGUCUCUGUUCAGCGACAGCGUCUCUGAGGGAAACGCAUCACUGCUUGUGAAACAAGUGGAUACGAGGAGUAAAGGACGCUACAAAUGUGUGGUCAACAAUGUAACCGUGACAUAUGUUGUUGCAACAGUGGAAGCUCCCAUCAGGACAGUCUCCAUUGACAUCAAUCCCUCUGGGCUGAUUCAGUGCUCUACUAAAGACGUCUAUCCAGCACCGGUGGUGCAGUGGAGCACAGAACCCAGGUUAAGCCAUGCCCUGCAGCCCAUCACCCGCAUGGCUCCUGGCGGAAAAAGACUCUUUACAGUAGAGAGCAUCCUAAAACAGCAAAAUAAUAGCCUUGAUUAUAUUUAUGUGUGUAACAUCACCUCUAAAUACGCCACGCACACACGGACAGCUUCUUUACAGCUGCAAGAAAUUACCGGCUCUGAAGGGAAAGACCUGGUUAUUCCAUGUAAGGCUCCUAAGAAACUUCAGUCCUUCUCUCUCGUCUGGACUUUUACGACAGCAAACAAAACCACAGAUAUCCUCACGUACGACAGCCAAACUCAUAAAUCCAGAAGCUUGUGGGAAAAUGCAGAACUAGAGGAUGACAAUGCAUUGAAGGGGGACGUUUCACUAACCCUGGAGAACACUGUUGGCUCAGAACAUUCUGGAUUCUACACAUGUGCCUUCUCAGGAGCAGAGACAAGGCAUCUGAUACAGAGCCGUGUUGUUAUUACAUCCGCCAGGCAGGAGAAAGAUUUUGUUAGAUAUAAUCUGUGGAUGUUGGGUAUCGUCGCAGGAUUAAUCGCUCUUCUUGCUCUCACUUUAGUUGUAAAAAGAUACAGAGCAAAAUCAAAAAGAAAUCAAGAAAGCGCUCAAGAGGAUGCGGAAAUGCAAAGCAUGAACCCAGACAAAACAUCAGAAGAGCCACAAGCCGGAAAUAAACUGACGACACAGGCUUCAGCUUCUCACAGUUAGCCAUGGAAAGAAGAAAGGAUAAUGAAAGGGAAACCAGUAUGAAAUACAAGAUGGAAGACCAGUUAAUGGGACUUUAUUUCUAUGCAGUCUGAUUAUUUGUGAGAAACAAUUUAUCAUCCAGGAAAUGUUUGAUGUAUU
Molecule: messenger RNA, 1709 nt
Organism: Sinocyclocheilus grahami
Lineage: Eukaryota; Metazoa; Chordata; Actinopteri; Cypriniformes; Cyprinidae
Gene: hhla2a.1
Product: HERV-H LTR-associating 2a, tandem duplicate 1
Exons: 7
Coding region: 393-1571 (392 amino acids)
Biological process (GO): negative regulation of T cell proliferation; cell surface receptor signaling pathway; cellular response to lipopolysaccharide
Cellular component (GO): external side of plasma membrane
Source: RefSeq, a predicted model, not a curated record